Molecule: messenger RNA, 2192 nt
Organism: Alternaria rosae
Lineage: Eukaryota; Fungi; Ascomycota; Dothideomycetes; Pleosporales; Pleosporaceae
Exons: 4
Coding region: 333-2153 (606 amino acids)
Molecular function (GO): FAD binding; oxidoreductase activity
Source: RefSeq, a predicted model, not a curated record
AUUGGGUCUCGUCACGUGUUUUGCCCCUCACCGGGCCUUGGCUUGUCAGCUCUCCAAGGUUCACGAAAUUUAUAUGAAUCAUCGAACGUCAAAUAUUGUCUGAAUUCCGCAUUUCGCAUUCUCUUCUUCGAUACACGCCAACUUUUUGCUCUUUCCGUCAACACCUUUGCAAAGCAAGCUGCUAUCAAUAGUACUCCCGUCAUUCGAGAAUUAAUCAGCGAGGGAAACUUUCCAGUCGCGUUGAACGAUCACCCUAUUUGCUGCUGUGAAGGACUUCCCGAACACUUUGAAGCUCAACGUACGCCGGACAGCCUGCUUAGGGGGUUAAAGAUAUGCGAUUAUAUGCUUUGAUCAUCUUUCUGCUCUGCAUCUUGUUACAUGUCGACGCGGGCGAACAGCGAUGCAAAUGUGUACCUGGUGAUGCUUGUUGGCCUACUUUCAACGAAUGGAGCGACUUCAACACGACACUCGAUGGCGCACUUAUCCGAAGCGUUCCACCUGGAGCAGUCUGCUACCCUUCGAGGCCGGAGUUCAAUCGAGAAGCGUGUGACUUCGUGACGUCGCGCUGGUUCGAUUCUUCAUAUCAUGCUACGCAUCCCGUCAGUAUCGACUACCCUAUAUGGGCAAACAACUCUUGCAAUCCACUAUUUCCAAACGGAACUAGCAUCACUGGCAAUCCACAUGCUGAAGCGCAAGGAUGUAGUAUCGGCAACUACCCCGCCUACGUAGUGAAUACCACCACUGCUUCUCAAAUCAGCACAGCUCUAGUUUGGGCAAGUGCAAGGAACAUUCGCGUUGUCGUGAAGGCCACUGGACACUCAUACCAAGGUCGCAGCACUGGUUAUGGCAGCCUAAGUAUAUGGACGCACCAUAUGCGUGGCAUCGAUUAUCUCGCCUCUUUCAGCCCGGCGUUUUGCCCUGAUCGGAAUGUCUCAGCUGCUGUGCGUGUUUCAGCAAGCCAUACGAACAUUGAAGUUCAAGAAGUAGUUGCUCAGUACGGAAUGGCGAUUGUAACAGGUGCCAAUCCUAGCGUUGGGCUCAUUGGGUGGCUCACGGGCGGUGGCCAUGGACCGCUUUCGACCAGCUACGGGAUGGGGGCCGACAACUUGCUUGAGGCCUCCAUCGUCACACCGGACGGUAAAAUCGUCCUCGCAAACCCAUGUCAAAACCAAGAAAUGUACUUCGCCGUACGAGGCGGAGGUGGCGGAACAUUCGGCAUCAUCACUGAAGUCGUCGUUCGCACCUUCCCAACUCCAAGAACUACUGCCCAUACCUUCCAAGUCCGCUUCAAAGACUCAGGCAGAAGCACCAAUUUUUAUGAGUUCUUGGGAUAUCUGCACGCAGAGAUGCAGCGGCUGAAAGAAGGCGGCAUGCAAGGGUAUUACCUGGUUGUUGGACCGCCUAUCGUCCCUACGCUAUCAUUCUCCUGGACAUUCCUACUUUACAACACUCCAAACGGAGUAGUUGAGCAACUCAUGGAACCUAUCGAAGCGUAUCUGCACGAGAGGAAGGAGAUGUUUGAAUGGCAAUCAGUAAUAUCGCACGCGAACACGUAUCUUGAGAUGCACAAAUCCAACUUCACAAACGAACAAGUCGCAAAUAGCGGCUCAGCAUAUGGCUCGAGAUUGCUCAGUGCUGAAAGUCUGGCGGAUCCAAACCUUACAGCGGGCGUAUUUUCGAAGAUCGGGCCCACUAAUAAUGCCUCUAAGCCAAAUGGACCAGCAGCUAACCCAGUCCUCAUCGGCCACAUGAUUGCUGCACCAAACGAAUCAGCUUACUACCCUCUUCAGAGCUCUCUGAACCCUGCAUGGCGCAACACUCUCACGCACCUUAUCGUCGUAUCGCCGUUCGGUGACACUGCAUCCCAAGCCCUCAUAGAUUACGUAUAUUUAGAUAUUACACGCAGAAAAAUCGAGGCACUGCGGCAACUGAGCCCCGACACUGGCGCAUACUUCAACGAAGGGGAUAGCUAUGAACCGGAAUGGCAACAAGCGUUCUGGGGCGAAAAGCAUUGGAUGUUGAGGGAAGUGAAGAGGCAAGUUGACCCAAAGAGCGUACUUUGGUGCCGUAGAUGCGUUGGAAGUGAGGCUCUGGUGGAGACUGAGGAUGGGCGGUUGUGUGAGGUGAAUGCGGAGGGCCACGACGAGCUUUGAGGUAGACCAGCUGAAGCAUUGGCGGCUUUGGGCUGUUGA